CCUCCUCCCUGAGUGACUCAGCCGCUGAGGGAGAAGUCUCUGACCUGUUCAUUAACAGUCAGGAAGAGGCUGAGACCACACUGAGCAACUCCAGGUAUCAUUCUUUUGGGUCCCAUUUACCUGGGCACCCACUCGCAGGCUGGUUCGUCAGAGUCCUGGUUUUCUGCCCAACAGAGAUCCUUGCUGGGAGACAGAAUGUCCAAUUUUCCCUUGAGGAAAUCAUCUCCCACAAAAAAUGAUAUGAAAAGCACAUCUCAGGGGACCACACUGAGGCAACAGGGAUUUCAUGAGGUGAACAAAAGAAGGACUUUCUUACAAGACAGCAGCUGGAUAAAGAAACGUCCUGAAGAAGAAAAAGAUGAAAAUUAUGGUAGGGUGGUGCUCAACCGACACAACUCUCAUGAUGCCUUGGACAGGAAGAUAAAUGAGAGAGAUGAGCCAAAAGCCACACUGAGUCGGUACAGAUCUGAUGACACUUUGGACAGGAUCUCAGACAGAAAUGGUGCAGCCAAAACCUAUAAGACCAAUAGCUUGGAUAACCAACUAACCAAUAGGAGCAUUUCCACGUUUAAACCACCAGAAGCAACCAAGUCGCAGCCCAGCAGUCUGUUGAGUGCAAACAUCGCCACUACCACAUCCUCACCCUCUGCUAUCACCCCUGUAAAGAAAAAGAGACAGUCCUGGUUUCCGCCUCCUCCUCCUGGUUAUAAUGCCACCCCCAGCACAGGAGCCAGCAGAAGGGAACCAGCUACUCACCCUCCAAUACCACCAAAGCCAAGCACUUCUGUUUCUUCUCCUAACCGACAGAGACGGGAUAAUAGGCAGAUAUGUCCACCUAAACUAGCCACCUCUGCAGAAACCAAUAGAUCUGCUGAAAGAAAUAUAAGGCGUCAGGAUCUUGAUAACAUUGUCAAAAUGGCCACUUCCCUUCAGAAAACCGACAAAGGUGAAGAAUUGGAUAAUCUCAUCAAAAUGAACAAAAGCUUGAAUAGAAAUCAAGGUCUCGAUGGUCUCUUCAGAGCAAAUCCAAAGGUGGAGCAAACGGAGAAAAGAGCCAAAAGCCUUGAAAGUCUCAUCUUUAUGACUGCUCCGAUUGACAAAGAUGGCAAAGGAAAUCAGACUCUUGACAAUUUCAUUAAAGAAAAUCCCAGAACACUCAGCAGUGACAAAGGCCGAGAUCCUGAAUCCAUUGUCAAAGUGAAUGUUGGGACCAAUAAGAUCAGCAGAGGCAGUAAAGACCUUGAUAAUGUUAUCAAAGUGAAUCGCAAAGAAAAUGAAAGUACCACUAGGAAACAAGACCCUGAUGGACUUAUUAAAGUGAAUCCUGAAACAAAUAAAAAUAUCAAGAGGGGCCAGAGCCUUGACAAUCUCAUCAAAGUGACCUCUGAAGUAAACAGAAGUAACCAAGGGUCUGAAAAUCUUAACAACCUCAUCAAAGUGAAUCCAGGAACAGGAAAAAGUGUACAAUGGGAUCAAAGUCUUGACAGUCUCAUCAAAGUGGCUCCUGAAACAAACAAAAUGAAAGAACAAGGAAAUGAAGACCUGGAGAAUCUUAACAGAGUGAUCCCCUCACCAAACAAAAGCAGUGAAAACACUCUUGAUGAACCCAGUAAUGUAAGCCUCAAAGCUGCCAAAAAUACUUCUGGAAACCAUGAUCUUGAUAAACUCAUCAAGGUGAAUCCUGAAAUUCUUGCAACCAACCAAAGAAACCAAGAUCUGGAUAACCUCAUCAAAGUGAAUCCUGCAGUAAUCAGAAGCAAUCAGAGCUCAGAGUUGGACCAUCUCAUUAAAGUGAAACCUUCAGCUCUCAGAAACACUAGUCGAGAUCAAGACCUGGCAAAUGUAAUUGAGGUAAAUUCUCAUGUGUCUGAAAAUAAGAAUGGAAGACUGGAUGGCCAACUCAAUGGAUUCACUGGAGCUCUGCGCAACCAGUCCACAAGGACCACUACUUAUUCUUAUGAAUCCAGGAACAAUUUCAGCUCCAGUGCUGGAACCAGGAGUGCAGGGCCAAAGGAUACUGUUGUGUAUACAAGGACGUAUGUGGAGAAUAGCAAAUCACCAAAGGAUGGCUAUCAGGAGAUUAUCUCUGGGAAAUACAUACAGACUGUGUAUUCCACUUCAGAUAGGUCUGUCAUUGAAAGAGAUAUGUGCACUUACUGCCGUAAACCCUUGGGUAUAGAAACGAAAAUGAUUUUAGAUGAGUUACAAAUCUGCUGCCAUUCCACUUGCUUUAAGUGUGAAAUAUGCAAAAAGCCUUUGGAAAAUCUACAGGCAGGUGACAGUAUUUGGAUUUACAGACAGACAAUACAUUGUCAACCUUGCUACUCUAAAGUUAUGGCAAAGUGGAUUCAAUAAUUCUGUCAUGGAAAUCAAGAUGAGAAGCAUUCAUUAAGGAAUUAAUAAGUUUAAUUUUAAGAAUAUAUAAUCCAGAAAAGCUUUUACACUGAAGAUUUAUAUAAAAUUAAUGAUUCUGCUAUUACAUAAAUAAUCUAAUUGCCUAUAAUAAGGUCAUAAACAUUCAAAACAAUCUGGCUAGAUUUAGUGAUAAAAAAUUUGUGUGGUUCCAGUUGCUAAUGUCAAAAGAAUGAGCUUCUCAUGGCAGUAAGUACUGUCAGCCCUAGCCAGGUGGAUCCCUGCUCCACACUUGGGUUGUGCAUCAGGCUUUCCAUUGUAGCCACCCUUCUCACGUUCUCACCUUUGUCUUCCUGAAAUGAAUUUACAGAUAUUGACAUACUGACAAAGAAAUGCCAAUUAAGAUUUCCAUAUAAAGUUUUGAACAAAGAUACUAACAUUAAAAAGUUGUAUGGACUUCAGAAGAAAAGUUAAAAUUUCCAGAUCUCUGAGCCAUAAUUUAUAACAAUAGGGACAUUGAACACAAUGAUUCCUACAGUCUCUUUUUGUUCCUCCAAUUUUCUGAUUCUAAAGAAAGUUUGAGUUUGCUUAUGUGUAUGCUAAGCAUUUUGAAAUAGAACAUAGAAACAAUUUAAUCUCAGUGUCAUCCUUCAGCUUAACACAGGCAUGGUUUUUAUAGCCUGCAUUUAAAAAGAUAAGUAAAUUUGUGGGUAAUAGGUAAAAUCAUAUGGCAUUAAUAAAUUGUUUACAUAUUAUAAUUCAUUAAAUUUUCUUUGCAUGUAUUUGAAGAUAUGGGUAUACAAAUAAUCUAUGAGAAAGAAUAGCUAUGCAUUAUAAAGACAUGUUCCUUAGCAUGUUACUUGUAUUCUUAAUACAUAGCACUUUGUAUUUAUGGAAAGUUUAUAAAAAUAAAAUGAUCUGUCAGCUAUCCAGUA
Molecule: messenger RNA, 3287 nt
Organism: Oryctolagus cuniculus (rabbit)
Lineage: Eukaryota; Metazoa; Chordata; Mammalia; Lagomorpha; Leporidae
Gene: SCEL
Product: sciellin
Biological process (GO): epidermis development
Cellular component (GO): cytoplasm
Source: RefSeq, a predicted model, not a curated record